AUGCUUGUCGGAAAGACUCCAUUCCAUGCUGAAUCAGAGUACCUGGUGUUCGAGCGGAUCCAGAAUGCUGACUACAAGUUCCCUGAGGACAUGAAUCGGGAGGCGCAAAUGCUGACAGAGGCCUUGCUGUCCAAAGUGCCGCAGAGACGUCCAGGUGCAGAGGGCAUUGGCGAGCUGCAAAGGCAUCCGUUCUUUGGUGGCUCCCAGGCAAGCUUUGACGAGCUUCGCAGAACCGAUGACAAACUGCUGGCUGCGAAGCUGCACAUUGCAGGCAAACUCCUCCUCCACGGAUCACACGCUUGGACAGGAGGCGUGGUCAAGACCUUGGCGGGGGCCUUAAAUCGCAGCGAGUCAGAUAGUCCGGUCAGGUUGACCACUGCGUGGAGCACAGUGCAGCUGGGUCGCGGUGAUAUGUCGUUGCAAGCUGUGGAAAGCCCUCCUGGGAUAGCGCCAGUGGGACUUUCCAGCGUAUCUCUGGCCUGGCGGCCUGGAUCCAGCGCGAGCAAAGCAUCUCAGGUACUUGAGCCCAGCUGCUCAGGUGAGGUCCUUUUGGAGGUCAGAUGGCUGGCACAUCAACUACAAGAUCCCAUUGAGGAGCUCAGCGAUCACGCCGCGUGGCUCUUGCUUGGCCUUCUGCAAGGGCAUUGCUCGUCUUUCAAUGAUGCCUUGGUGUGGCUACGGCCCAAUGCCCGGCGGCAGGUGAUGUCGCAUCUCAUCAUCAAGUGUUUUCCUCCAGACCAACUCUUGAGGUGGUCGGACUUGGACGGUGAAGCAGAAGGCAUCGCAGCUGCGAUCGUCUUGAAGGGCAGCUUGCAACUGCUGGGUGCAGCACCUGGUCAGGAGGUGGAGCUACCUGCGGGAGGUGAACUUCCAUUGUGCCGUGCGGCCUGUGGUUCACAAGGAGCCGAGGUGCUAGUCAUGCUGCAGAAGAGUCUGCAAGAGGCAGCUGAGCUGGAAGAACGACAGGAGACACUGCGCUUGGCUGCCAGAGAGGUGUUGUACAAGACGGAGAGGAUGGCCCGAGGAAUCGCAGAUUUGCAGGUGCUGAGGAGAUACUUGGAUACUUUGCCCCUUUUCCAUGACCUUCCAGACGAGAACUUGUUGCGGCUGUGCCAACACCUGCAGCUGCUUCCUACAAUUCAGCAAGGUGAACGUCUUCUGCAGGCGCAUCAUACUGCUGACGGUCUUCGCCUGCUGUUGCGUGGUACAGCAGCUGCCUCUAUAGGCAGGUCAACAGAGCCACCCUUGCCGCUGUGGUGCCACCAAGCGUGGUUCUGUGAAGAUGCUGCGAUUUGGCCUUGGGAGUUUUUUGCCGAUAGCGUGCGCGUUGCAGAUGUGGUUGCCAUUGAGGACUGUGAUGUGCUUUUUUUGCCUCGUGCCGAGUGCAGCGUCUUGCCCAUCGGCAGCGACAUGGUUCGGAGCUGUUUCAGUCAAAUUGUUGCUCUGAAAUCCUCAGGACCGGAGGCUGUGCUCCGACGUCGGGCGCUGUUGGUGCCAAAUUCCCCAUUGAUACAGGCACAGGAGGAGUACUGGAGCAAACUUAUGCAGAUGGAUCGUGAUGUUUCGAACAAGAUUUCACAACAGUUGAUCUCUCUACCUUCACUGGAGCCUCAAAGGCCUCUGGCGCUGGAAGCAGGUGAACAUCCCUAUCACCCAAGCCCACCAGGAAGCAACAAUGCGAGCAUACGUCCAGGUGCAAGCACCAGCUUCUCAGGCAUCGAGGUAGCAUCUCUGAUGAGGAUACCCAGCUGCGAGUUGGAGGAGGAGGACGUCGGGGUCAACCAGUGCUACGCCUAUGGAGCCAUUUUAGAUUGGGCAGAAGGUAUGACUCGGUCAUUGCUGCCAGGCAUCCAUGGAGCGCUGAGGCCAGCCUUGCAACUCCUGCCACGGCGCAAGCGGCAGCAGCUGGGCCCCUGUACCCAGUUGCUCCAGCUGUGUCCCGGGCAGCUGCUUCGACAUCCAGGCCGACAGAGCAUCAAGGUGCUCUUGAGCGGCGAGCUGGGACAUUUCGAGGCCUCGCGAGAUCUUCAGCUGCCCAGAGCCAUGUUGAAGGCGAUGCCCACGGCCGUGGAACGUCGCUUUCUGUCCCAGGGGAUUCCCAUCACGGAGCAUGCCAAAGGCUGGCUGCAGGACCUGGCAUUGGACCAUGCUGAUGCAGAGGAUCCGGUGGCCCCGGGUGCCUUGAGUGGCCUGGCUGAUGCUGUGCUUCAGGUGGCCCAAAGACGUUUCAAGGAGCUGAAAUGUCCUGGGGAAGAUGUUCGAAGCUUUGUGAGCAGUGCGUUUUUGGACCGGAAGCUUCUUGGAGAAAAAGCAGUUUGGGUGGAAAAGGACCUCGAGCUCCUGGCGAUGCGAAGGUCUGCAGGCGCCCUGGCGAUCCAGACUUUAUCGACAGAGGCCUAUGUUGACAUCUCGGAGAUUGGUCAGAUGAAACGAGUCUACAGGCCUGGUGAACGCAUUUCUGCCGCCAAUGACACGGAAUUUGUUGCUCUGACAAGCGCAGACAUCCUAAUCUUGGAUCCUUCAGCACUUCUUGCAGACACAGAGGAUUCUGUGGUGAUCCCAUCGCAGACGCGAUCCCAUCACGGCUUUGGCAGAGUCUUCAGCAUCAAGGAGCUGUUCAGAUUGGGCAAGCUGCUGCGUCGCAUCGAGGCCUUUGAGGGACUGGAGUGUCGCUCCCUGGUUGAUGUGUGUCACAGUGCCUUACAUUUUGAAACCGUUGAUGUUGGGCAACACAUUUGCCGUGAAGGACAAGAGGCCACUGGAUUCUUCGAGAUCCUUGGAGGCACAGCUUCCUCAUCUUCAAAUGGUGCCUUUCUCUUUCAGCUUCGGGAGGGCAGUGCAGUUGGAGAAGACGUUUUGUUAGAGCAGGACAUUUUUCCAUGGCCUUUUUCAGUGGUGGCAGAGACGUCUGUGGAGAUCGUUUGGGUCGAUGCCAAACUCUUCAAGGAGUCCUGCCUGGAUCUCUCGGGGCGACGUGCUGCCCGGCGCCGGAUGGUGGAGGCAGCUGACUGGAGGUUGGAGGAGCGGACUGAAGAUUUCGAAGCUUUCUUGCAGACGCUUAAGGUUCCUCUCCUGAAAGCGUGCGAUAAAGAGCUUUGCUUUGAGCUGUUGAAGCAGGCCAACAUGGUGCAGAUCCCAGCGGGAGGACAGGUCGUCGAGAUGCUUGAAGGAGAUUCGGCACCGCUCUACAUCAUCCUGAAGGGUGCCAUCGGCCGCUAUGCGGUGGAGGUGCCGGAUGAAGCGACAGAGGACAUUGGUGACUCGAAUGUUCCGAUGGAGCAUUUGGAAGAUGCCAAGCGACAAAGUGAGGAGAUUGCCUCGAAGCGUCGUCGUUUGGUCAAAGCCACUGAGGAACUCGAAGAGUUGAAAUCCAGGCAUCGCCGUGUGGCCCCUUUGGAUCGACCCCUGCAGGAGAGUCUCCGAGUACAUUUCUUGAUGAAGCUUGUGACGGAGCUUUCUGGAGAGUUGCAGGCCUUGCCCGAGGCGGAUCUACCAGAGCGAAGAGGGGAGGCGCUGCGGGAGCCUAUAGAUAGCCAUACCGCAGCAGAUGGCAAGGUGCACGGCGCUGGAGUGUUCCUGACUUCACCAGUUGAUGCUGACCUUCCCGACGAGUCUGACGAGUUGGAGGACCUUCUGGACAAAGCUGUGGCGGAAUACUACGAGGGCGACAGCUUCGGAUGGGAAGCUGCCAGUGCCGCUUGCCGCUACGUAGCUCAUCAGGAUGCGGCGCUGCUGGUGCUGCGCCAUGAUGACCUUCAGUGUGCAGAGGAGCUCUGCGAGGGCCGGCGGAGGCAGCAACGAGGGCAGUUUCUCCAGCGUUGCCUGGGGGAUGAAGAUGUGGCUAUGCGCUUGCUGCCCCUCUUCCGGGAGGAGCGCAGUCAUAGAGGCACAGUCCUUGUGAAGGCUGGAUCUGUUCCCACCAGCCUUUGGCUCAUCUUAUCCGGCAGCUGCUCACAAGUGAAAGAAGUAGAAUCCAAAGAGACUCAUGGAAGGUUUCGGCGCACUUCCCUGGGGGUAUUGCAAGAAGGGCAGUUUGUGGGGUUGACCUCUCUCCUACUGCAGCAGCCCGAGCCCUUGACCGUCAUCUGUGCAACAGAGGUUCAGCUGCUGCGAGCGGACAACCUCUCACCAGCCAAGCUGACUCCCAAGGUCAUUGAGGUUCUAAAGAGUGCCUUGCGACAGAAGGGUGCAUGGCUGUCCCAGCGUCUUGAGACUUUAGCUGAGCUCCCGGCCAAGCUUGAUGCGAAGGCGGAACGUCUUCGCCGCGAGCUGUACGAGGCCAGGGUGCCACUGGUCUCCGACUCGCCUGACUCGCCGUUGCCCGUGGUUGAAACUAUCAUCUACUGGGCACCGCUGUUCGACUCACCUCUAACGCAGCAUCUUGGCAGCUGGAAGCUGUUUGGAUAUCCCCUGACAGAACUUGGCAUCCUAUUGGGGUUCAAACUCAGCACUUCUUUUUGGACACGGUUGGGCUUAGGAUCGCUUAGGCUUUGCUGCUUCUUGCAUCACUCUGGGGCCUACGAUUCUAGGAAUUUCUGA
This is a messenger RNA of Cladocopium goreaui, 4539 nucleotides long. NCBI's taxonomy places the organism in Eukaryota, Dinophyceae, Suessiales, Symbiodiniaceae. The record is from the annotation of a GenBank genome assembly.